Messenger RNA from Trichoderma virens Gv29-8, 1035 nucleotides. RefSeq lists its product as uncharacterized. The transcript is spliced from 2 exons. Bases 1 to 1035 code for a protein of 344 amino acids. NCBI's taxonomy places the organism in Eukaryota, Fungi, Ascomycota, Sordariomycetes, Hypocreales, Hypocreaceae. The record is from RefSeq and is a predicted model, not a curated record.
AUGACGCAUUCAAAAGAACUGCCUCCUCUUACGUCUCCAUUUUUUCCCAACUUAUUCAUCAAGAAUCAAUUCUUUACUAAACCUCGGUUUCCUCCCCAUAGCACGAAUCUUUCUGACCAAGUCGCCCUUGUUACAGGUUCUAAUACCGGCUUGGGUUUGGAAUGUGCUCGUCAACUACUUUCUUACAAACUUUCACGCCUAAUUAUAGCUGUCAGAUCUUCAGCGAAAGGCGAGAUUGCAGCCUCUAAUCUUCGCAAACAGUAUCCCAAAUCCAUCAUUGAGGUAUGGGUGCUAGAUAUGUCUUCCUACGAUUCCGUCCGAGCCUUUGCAGCGCGACUGGAUAAGGAAUUGCCUCGACUCGAUGUUGCCAUCUUGAACGCCGGGAUGGGAAGAUCAGCUUUUUCUACUUCGCCAGAUACAGGACAUGAAGAGAAUCUACAAGUCAACUACCUGUCCACAAUGUUGUUAUCUAUUCUCAUUCUUCCUAUACUGAAGAAGAAAUCGCCGGUGGGACUGCCUGGACGGUUGACAAUAGUUACGUCAAUGCUCUCGAUCACCGCCAAGUUCGCAAAUAAGAGCGAGGUUCCUCUUCUUCCAGCAUUUGACAGAGCUGAUUUGUUCGAUCCUUACGACAUUUACCAAACUUCAAAGUUCUUGGGCCAAUUGUUCAUAUGGAAGCUUACAGAUAUGGUAUCUGCAGACGAUGUUGUUGUAAAUCUUGUCGAACCAGGAUUCAUCAAAGGAACCGAACUGCAACGCGACAUCAGCGGUAUCACAAGGAUUAUACUCAAUCUCUUCAAGACUAUCAGCGCACGGUCUGUAAAGGUCGGUGCGUCGACAUAUAUAGAUGCUGCCAUCGUGAAAGGGAAAGAAUCUCAUGGAUGUGUCCUUACGAACUGGGAUAUUGCACCAUACGCACCAUUCCAAUAUACUGCUGAAGGCAAAAUAAUCAUGAAUAGAUUAUGGGAAGAGACAUUGAAAGAGUUCAAUUUCAUUGAUACAAAUAGUAUCCUUGGAUUCUUGAAGACGGCUUAG